UUCUCUCUCCCGACUCUGCCCUCGCCACCAGCUCCUACCCCCCCCCCCCCUCCCUCCACAGCCUCCCCACGCGCCCACGCACGCCCACUCCCGAAGCGGCGCCGCUAGGGUUUGCUCCUCCAGCCGCGAACCCUAAAUCCUUUUCUUCCUCGCAUUCGCACAGCUCGGGCUCCUCCUGCUAGACGAAUUCCCACGCCGCGGCUGCGCUUCGAUCGGGAGCUAGGGUUCUGCAAGCUGCGCCCUGGUGGUCGGCGCGGCAUGGCGGGGUACGGUGAGAACCAGGACGCGAUGAACGGAUACGAGGAGGAGGAGGAGGAGGAAGAGGUGGAGGAGGUCGAGGAGGAGGUGGACGAGGAAGAGGUGUACGAGGAGGAAGAGGAGGGGCACGAGGAGGCUGGGGCGGCGGCUGCGGAGAGGAGGAGAGGCGGAGGCGGAGGGGAGGGCUUAGAGAAUGGAGAGGCCGGUGGCGACGAAGGAAGGGGCGCGGACGCAGGGGGUGGUGGCGCAUCGGGGAAAAUUUUCGUAGGGGGUGUAGCCUGGGAGACCACUGAAGAAACAUUCACUAAGCAUUUCCAGAAGUAUGGUGCUAUAACUGAUUCUGUGAUCAUGAAGGACAAACAUACUAGGAUGCCACGUGGAUUUGGAUUUGUUACAUUUUCCGAUCCAUCUGUGAUUGACAGGGUUCUGGAGGAUGAACAUGUUAUAGAUGGAAGAACGGUUGAAGUUAAAAGGACUGUCCCAAGAGAGGAAAUGUCAUCGAAAGAUAGUCAUGGUCCUAAGACAAGAAAGAUCUUUGUUGGUGGUAUUCCACCAUCUCUCACUGAAGAUAAGCUAAAGGAGCACUUCUCCUCGUAUGGGAAGGUGGCUGAGCAUCAGAUUAUGCUUGACCAUAGCACUGGGCGUUCACGAGGCUUUGGCUUCGUUACUUUCGAAAGUGAAGAUGCUGUUGAAAGGGUUAUGUCAGAGGGAAGAAUGCAUGAUCUUGGAGGAAAACAGGUUGAAAUAAAGAAAGCUGAACCAAAGAAACCUGGUGGGGGUGAUUCAAGCUCUAAUGGGAGAUAUAGUCAUGGGAGUGGUGGUUACCGUGGUUCUCACCGCGGUAGUGGUGGAGGCAGUGGCAGUGGCAGCUCUGGGAGCAGCGGUGGUAGUGGCUAUCGAUCAGGUGCUGCAGCCUAUUAUGGUAGCACGGCCUAUGCUGGCUAUGGCAGAGGGUACGGAUAUGGAGGUAAUGCUGGCUAUGGGUCAGGUUUUGGUGCUGGUUAUGGUGGUUCCAUGUAUGGAGGUCCAUAUGGUGCCUACGGGGGAUAUGGCAGUGCCUAUGGAGGUGGUGCAUAUGGUGCACCAGGAGGCUAUGGUGCAGGAGGAUAUGGUGCGUACGGUGGUGCAAGGGGAUAUGGUGCGUAUGGCGGUGCAGGAGGAAUGGGUGGUGGGAGCACCGGUGGCCGGGGCUCGAGCAGAUACCAUCCGUAUGGAAAAUGAGCUUGGAGUCAUACCUUCAUUUGUGCUCACCUAGUCGAACCAACGGCAUCAGAACAUUUUUUUCGAUACCUUGCAUUGUGUUGUAUCUCGCAACAAAGAGUGUAGAUUUGUAGUCGCUGAACCUUGAACCACCCUGAGCUUUCUGUAGAAGCUACAGCUAAAACUCCUGUUAUAUUCUCUUUAGUUCACUAUGAAGCCUUAGAAACCUUGAACCCUUUGUGGUAGUAACAAUAUGGUGUGAUGGAACAAUGUAUUUGGAUGUAACAUUCUCUCACCAAUCAGGUGGCGGUUGCCUUCCCUGCUUAGGGACGCACGCCUCAAAGGAUUGGACUAAUGCUUCUAAUUGGAUAGUUUGGCAUCUUGAUUGCA
This is a messenger RNA of Phragmites australis (common reed), 1848 nucleotides long. Its product is annotated as heterogeneous nuclear ribonucleoprotein 1-like. The record is from RefSeq and is a predicted model, not a curated record. Bases 259 to 1479 code for a protein of 406 amino acids. Gene Ontology annotation, biological process: regulation of gene expression. NCBI's taxonomy places the organism in Eukaryota, Viridiplantae, Streptophyta, Magnoliopsida, Poales, Poaceae. Gene Ontology annotation, cellular component: nucleoplasm. Gene Ontology annotation, molecular function: RNA binding. The transcript has 6 exons.